Molecule: messenger RNA, 1242 nt
Organism: Insectozyma verbasci
Lineage: Eukaryota; Fungi; Ascomycota; Pichiomycetes; Serinales; Debaryomycetaceae
Source: the annotation of a GenBank genome assembly
AUGUUUACUAAAUUUACAAAUUGUCAUUUAAUUGAUAACGGUGAAUUAUACGAAUUUACCGAUUUAUACGUUAAUCAAAAAACUAAUAAAAUAUGUUCAAAACCAAAUAAUUUAGAGUUGAUUACAAAAACUAUAGAUUUAGAUGGUCAAUUAUUAGCUCCAGGUUUUUUGGAUAUUCAAAAUAAUGGGAUUUAUGGUUUAAAUUUUUCAAAUUUAAAUAGUGAUUCAAGUGAAGAAGAUGUUAGUGAAUUUAAAAAUUUUUAUAAAGAUGCUAUGACUAAAUAUUUAUCAACUGGUGUUACUGGUUUAUGUCCAACAGUUACUUCUAAUUUUCCAGAAGUUUAUCCAAAAGUUUUACCAUUAUAUAAAAAAUCAAGAUUAUCAAAUCAAUGUGAUUCAUUAGGUGCUCAUUUAGAAGGUCCUUUUAUAAAUUUAAAAAAGAAAGGUUGUCAUCCUGUUGAGACUUUUGUUGAUGCAAAAGAAGGUACUUCAAAAUUAAAUGAAAUAUAUGGUGAUGAACUUGACAAUGUUUGUAUAAUAACUGCUGCUCCUGAAAUUGAAGGUGUUUUAGAUUUAAUUCCCGAGAUUACUUCAAAAAAUUGUGUUUAUUCCAUUGGUCAUACAAUGUCGGAUUAUGAAACCGGUAAAAAAGCAAUUGAAUUAGGUUGUACAAUGAUUACUCAUUUAUAUAAUGCUAUGCCACAACCACAUCAUAGAGACGCUGGUGUUGUUGGUUUAAUAAGUUCUCCAGAUGUUAAAGAAACUCCAUAUUUCGGUUUAAUUUGUGAUGGUGUUCAUGUAGAUCCAUCUAUGGCUAAUAUUGCUUAUAAAUCAAAUCCAAAUAAAUGUAUAUUGGUAACUGAUGCUAUGCAUUUGAUUGGUUUAGCAGAUGGUAGAUAUAAAUGGGAUGAACAAGUCAUUGUUAAAACUGGUGAUCGUUUAUAUUUAGAAAAUACUGAUACAUUAGCUGGUGCAUCAACUACAUUACCUCAAUGUAUUAGAAAUCUAAUGGAAUGGUCAAAAAUUUCAUUACCACAAGCUAUAAAAACUGUCACAAACAAUCCUGCAGUUUCAAUUGGUUUACAAAAUGAAAGAGGAUUUUUAAAUGUUGGUUGUGAUGCUGAUUUUGUUGUUUUAGAUAAACAUGGUUAUGUCAAAAAGAUUUAUAAAUUAGGUAAUGAAUUUAAAUCAAGUGAUAUACCUGAAAAACCAGUUAAUAAUAGAGUUACAGCUGUUUUAUAG